This is a messenger RNA of Ostrinia nubilalis (European corn borer), 1981 nucleotides long. RefSeq names its product zinc finger protein 675-like. Lineage: Eukaryota; Metazoa; Arthropoda; Insecta; Lepidoptera; Crambidae. The coding region runs from base 146 to 1162 and encodes 338 amino acids. Gene Ontology annotation, cellular component: nucleus; chromosome. Gene Ontology annotation, molecular function: chromatin insulator sequence binding; zinc ion binding. Gene Ontology annotation, biological process: regulation of transcription by RNA polymerase II. The record is from RefSeq and is a predicted model, not a curated record. The transcript has 6 exons.
GUGUGUCAAAAUGGUCAAUAAACAAAUUGUUGCUGUUGUUUGAUCCCUAGGAAUACAUUUAAUUUAUUUAAUUACCUAUGAGGAAGUUCAACUACAUAAGAGAAAAUCUGUGAAGAAAUACUGCUGCUGCGUUCAUCACAGCACAAUGGACUUCACAAAAAUAUGUAGAGUGUGCCUUGAUCAAAAUAAGGAGACAUUUGAUAUUUUCACAAGUUAUUAUGCAAAAAGAAAAACGUUGUACAGCGAAAUGUUGUCUGAUUGUACUAAAAUUAAGCCCAGCCUAGACGACGGACUGCCUCGGUUAAUUUGUAAAGAUUGCUGUAGGCAACUGAAACGCGCCUACGCCUUCAACCUCCAAUGUGAAAACAGUGAUGAGCAAUUAAGAAAAUAUUUGAAAACUCCAUGUAAAUCUGAAGAAAAGUAUGAGCCGAACCAGUUAUUAGAUGAGACCAAACACGUAGUAAAUGAUGGAGUUAAGAAUGAAACCGGAGACGUAUUGGAUUUUCCGCCCAUUAGAGACGAAGAUAUUUCAUUUCCGCUAGAUUCUGACUAUAAUCUGAAGGAAAAUAUAAAAAUUGAAACAGACUUCAAAGAUGAAGCGGGUGAUGGCUAUGAUGAUGGAAGUACAUGGGAAGCCGAUGACAAUGAGGUGCUACAAGAUGCUGCAUUUCGUAUCAAAGUUAAAAAGAGAAAAGAGCCUAGCAAUGAUGAUGAAAAACCAAAGAAGAAAAGGGGACGAAAAAAAAUUGAGAAAGCGGAAGGUGCUGAUAUCCUGCCAGAGAGCAAACUGCCUCACCAGUGCGACAUAUGCGGCAAGUUCCUCAGCACUCGUAGCAACCUAAAAGCGCACAAGAUAUGCCACACCGACCUCAGACCGUAUAAGUGCGGCGACUGCCCGGCUACUUUCAGAGGCCACAGCGCCUUGUUCCAGCACCGCAAGCUGCACACGGGCGAGACGCCGUACCACUGCGAGUACUGCCCCAAGCAGUUCCGGCGCCGCACCGGGCUCGUCAACCACAUCCGCAUGCACACUGGUUCGUUGUUACAUGUUAGUUACUGUGGUAUCGUCUGCAGAGGCCACAGCGCCUUGUUCCGGCACCGCAAGCUGCACCGGGCUCGUCAACCACAUCCGCAUGCACACUGGUUCGUUGUUACAUGUUAGUUACUGUGGUAUCGUCUGCAGAGGCCACAGCGCCUUGUUCCGGCACCGCAAGCUGCACACGGGCGAGACGCCGUACCACUGCGAGUACUGCCCCAAGCAGUUCCGGCGCCGCACCGGGCUCGUCAACCACAUCCGCAUGCACACUGGUUCGUUGUUACAUGUUAGUUACUGUGGUAUCGUCUGCAGAGGCCACAGCGCCUUGUUCCGGCACCGCAAGCUGCACACGGGCGAGACGCCGUACCACUGCGAGUACUGCCCCAAGCAGUUCCGGCGCCGCACCGGGCUCGUCAACCACAUCCGCAUGCACACUGGUUCGUUGUUACAUGUUAGUUACUGUGGUAUCGUCUGCAGAGGCCACAGCGCCUUGUUCCGGCACCGCAAGCUGCACCGGGCUCGUCAACCACAUCCGCAUGCACACUGGUUCGUUGUUACAUGUUAGUUACUGUGGUAUCGUCUGCAGAGGCCACAGCGCCUUGUUCCGGCACCGCAAGCUGCACACGGGCGAGACGCCGUACCACUGCGAGUACUGCCCCAAGCAGUUCCGGCGCCGCACCGGGCUCGUCAACCACAUCCGCAUGCACACUGGUUCGUUGUUACAUGUCAGUUACUGUGGUAUCGUCUGCAGAGGCCACAGCGCCUUGUUCCGGCACCGCAAGCUGCACACGGGCGAGACGCCGUACCACUGCGAGUACUGCCCCAAGCAGUUCCGGCGCCGCACCGGGCUCGUCAACCACAUCCGCAUGCACACUGGUUCGUUGUUACAUGUUAGUUACUGUGGUAUCGUCUGCAGAGGCCACAGCGCCUUGUUCCGGCACCGCA